Messenger RNA from Daphnia magna, 2768 nucleotides. It is a transcript of the gene Top3beta, whose product is annotated as DNA topoisomerase 3-beta-1. Gene Ontology annotation, cellular component: nucleus. Bases 147 to 2714 code for a protein of 855 amino acids. NCBI's taxonomy places the organism in Eukaryota, Metazoa, Arthropoda, Branchiopoda, Diplostraca, Daphniidae. The record is from RefSeq and is a predicted model, not a curated record. Gene Ontology annotation, biological process: DNA topological change. Gene Ontology annotation, molecular function: DNA topoisomerase type I (single strand cut, ATP-independent) activity; DNA binding. The transcript has 22 exons.
GCUAAUGUGCGAAAAGCUAUUCCGCGCAUCGUUGACGUCCAAACUUAACGUGUGAGGCGGCUGCUGACUGUUGUCUGCUGUGGAUUCUGAUUCGAAUCGAAGACUAUAUCCGAAUUUGACGUGAAGUAGAAGGUUUAUUUUAGGAAAUGUUAAAAAGCACUGUAUUUAUGGUGGCUGAAAAGCCAAGUCUUGCAGCAAGCUUAGCAAAAAUUUUAAGUAACAAUAGUUGUCACUCAAGAAAAGGUUUCAAUGGAGCAUGUUCCAUCCAUGAGUGGAAUGGAUCGUUCAAAGGCCAGAGUGCAUUCUUUAAAAUGACAUCAGUUUGUGGACAUGUUAUGUCAUUAGAUUUCACUGGUCGUUAUAACAACUGGGAUAGUGUUGAUCCUGUUGAGUUGUUCACAUGUCCAACAGAAAAGAAGGAGGCAACCCCUAAAUUAAAAAUGCCUGCAUUUUUGUCUCAAGAAGCCAAAGGUUCAAAUUAUUUAGUUCUUUGGCUAGAUUGUGACAAAGAAGGAGAAAAUAUAUGCUUUGAAGUCAUAAAUGAAGUUGAACCUGUAAUGGCUAGAUCCCAUAGAAGGGAGCAAUUCAUACUUCGUGCAAAAUUUUCUGCAAUCACCGAAAAAGACAUCAAGGCUGCAAUGAAUUGUUUAGUUUCUCCAAAUGAAAAUGAAUCUAAGAGUGUUGAUGCUAGGCAAGAAAUAGAUUUGAGAAUUGGAUGUGCAUUUACAAGAUUUCAAACAAGGUUUUUUCAGGGCAAGUAUGGCAAUUUGGAUUCUACGCUCAUUUCUUAUGGUCCAUGUCAAACACCCACAUUAGGAUUCUGCGUUGAGAGGCAUGACACCAUCAAAACUUUUCAACCGGAGCCAUUCUGGCUCAUUCAGGUGUCUGUUCAAGCUACGGAGUUCCGUAAACUUGUUCUCGAAUGGGAACGAGUUCGCCUAUUUGAUCGCGAAGUUGCAUCGACCUUCCAUCAAAAGAUAAAAGACUGCAAACAAGCCAAAGUUACGGGCAUCUCUCAGAAAGAAAAGGUGAAGCAACGUCCACAGGCUCUUAACACGGUUGAAUUAAUGAGGGUUGCUAGCUCCGGUUUAGGUAUGAGUCCUCAUAGCGCGAUGAUCAUAGCAGAACGAUUGUACACUCAAGGCUAUAUCUCUUAUCCUCGAACGGAAACAACGCACUACCCGGAAAACUUCGACAUCAUUGGGGUUUUGAAACAAUUUCGGCAGAGCCCUGAUUUUGGUGCCGAUGUUCGAGAUGUUCUUUCUCAGGGAUCUAUCCAUCCUCGAAAAGGCCAAGAUGUUGGAGACCAUCCACCGAUCACGCCAAUGACUUUGGCGUCUAGAGAAGCGUUUGACCACGAUUCGUGGCGUCUCUACGAUUACAUAGUUCGCCAUUUUAUUGGAACGGUUUCCCCGGACUGUAAAUACUUGGUUACUCGAAUAGAUUUUGAUGUGGGCCACGAGUCAUUUUCUGUUAGUGGUAAAAAAUUGCUAGACGCUGGUUUUACCCGAACUAUGCAUUGGCAGGCGCUCAGCCCAGAUGAGCACAUGCCUGAUCUAAAACUUAACCAAAUGAUUCCUAUAAACGAAGUAAAAUUAAUCGAGCGCUUGACUUCCCCACCAGAUUAUUUAACGGAAUCUGAACUGAUUACCCUGAUGGAAAAACAUGGCAUUGGAACUGAUGCAUCGAUUCCAGUUCAUAUUAAUAACAUUUCCCAGAGAAACUAUGUUACUGUUGGUAGCGGGAGAAAGUUAAUUCCUACAGCCCUUGGAAUAUCGUUAGUCCAUGGGUACCGACGCAUUGAUCCGCAACUGGUUCUACCGACUAUGCGCUCAGCUGUGGAAGAACAAUUGAACUUGAUUGCAAAAGGAAGAGGAAAUUAUGAUGAAAUCCUUCAUCAUGCCUUAGAAAUUUUCCGCCUGAAAUUUAUAUACUUUGUUCAGCACAUCGAAAGUAUGGAUCAUCUUUUCGAGGAUACAUUUUCGACGUUAUCGCAGAGUGGCCGAAAUUUUAGUCGAUGUGGAGCAUGUAGAAGAUUUAUGAAACUUGUGGCUUCGAAACCAGCUCGGCUUCACUGUCCGAACUGCGAUGCCACAUAUUCUUUGCCAGCUGGUGGAAGUUUCAAAUUAUUCAACGAGCUGAAAUGUCCACUCGACGAUUUCGAAUUGUUGCUUUGGGUUGGGGGACCUAACGGUAAAGGAUAUCCGUUUUGCCCCUAUUGCUACGUUUACCCACCUUUUAGGGAAAUGAAGAAAGGCAGUGGGUGUAAUCAAUGCACGCAUCCAUCUUGUGCUUACGGACUAAAUGCUACUGGAGUUGCUUCGUGCGGCGAAUGUCCCAAUGGCAUUCUUGUUCUCGAUCCUACCUCUGGACCCAAGUGGCAAUUGGCGUGUAACCAAUGUCAAGUGGUAAUCAAAAUUUGCGAAGAUGCAAACAAGCUUAGCGUUGCCAAUUCCACAUGCCCCGAGUGUGAUGCCCGACAAAUGAUUGUUGAAUACCGGCCGGAAAAAACUAAGUUAGCCAAUGGACUGACAAAAAUAAAGGACGCUUGUAUUUUUUGCUCACCCGAACUGUCUGACCUAGUCGAGAAGCGUUACGCGUCUCAUGCUAAAAGCAAAAGGGGGGGUCGUGGUAGAGGACGAGGCCGUGGACGUGGCCGUGGUCGGGCGAAACCUAAGGAUAAGAUGGCGCAGCUUGCUGCGUAUUUUGUAUAGACACCAUACUUGGUACGAAAGAGCUGAAUAAAACGAAAGGAAUAUCUCCCGAAA